CCCUGAUAGACCCGCCCCCAGCCCUGUCCUCACUGCAAUGAGGGAGGGCGAGAGGGGCUGACACAAAGUAGCAGGCUUCUGCAGGGAUACAUACACCGUGUAUAUAUAUAUAUAUAUACACACACACACACACACACACACAUAUAUAUAUAUCUCCUGCUAUAUACAGGGGGACGGAGAGCAUUGCCCGGGUAGGAGACCGAUUGCCAACCACUGGAUACCCCAAAAUUCCGCACGCACACCUUUGCACACCUUGCUCUCCGGAGUAAGUGCUGAUGGCGACCAUCUCCCCAGUGGGUAAGAUGACUCCUUUCGGUGGAAUAGCAUCUAGGCUGAAGAUCGAACGGCUGAAGGCAUCUGGAGUGGGAUCCCACGAGUGUGCUGUGAAAUACCUGAACCAGGACUAUGAGACCCUCCGCCAGUCUUGCCUGGAGAAUGGGACCCUUUUCGAGGACCCCCACUUCCCAGCUGCCACUCCCUCUCUAGGAUUUAAGGAGCUAGGUCCUGGUUCCAGCAAAGUGCAAGGGGUGCGGUGGAAGCGGCCAUCAGAAAUAUCUGGGGAUCCGCAGUUCAUUGUUGGUGGUGCAACCAGAACAGACAUCUGCCAGGGAGCACUAGGUGACUGUUGGCUCCUGGCUGCGAUCGGUUCCCUGACGCUGAAUGAGGAUCUCUUACACCGUGUGGUCCCCCAUGGACAGAGCUUCCAGGAGGAUUAUGCUGGGAUUUUCCAUUUCCAGAUCUGGCAGUUUGGAGAGUGGGUGGAUGUGGUGAUAGAUGACCGCCUGCCGGUGAAGGACGGAGAGUUGGUGUUUGUACACUCUGCCGAGUGCUCGGAGUUCUGGAGUGCACUGCUGGAGAAGGCCUACGCCAAGCUGAAUGGCUCCUACGAGGCGCUCUCCGGCGGCAGUACUACCGAAGGUUUUGAGGACUUCACUGGGGGUGUUGCUUCGAUGUAUGACCUGAAAAAGGCCCCCCGAGACCUUGACAAAAUCAUCAACCGGGCGCUACAACGAGGGUCGCUACUGGGCUGCUCAAUUGAUAUAACAAGUUCCUUUGAUAUGGAAGCUGUGACAUUUAAGAAGCUGGUGAAGGGCCAUGCGUAUUCUGUAACUGGUCUCAAAGAGGUGAAUUAUCGAGGUCGAACAGAAAAGCUCAUUCGUAUUCGCAAUCCCUGGGGGCAGGUGGAAUGGACAGGAGCCUGGAGUGAUAACUCCUCUGAGUGGAAUGAAGUUGACCCUUCUGAGCGUGAAGACCUGCAGUUAAAGAUGGAAGAUGGAGAAUUCUGGAUGUCUUUCCAGGAAUUCCUGCGCCAAUUCUCCCGGCUGGAGAUCUGUAAUCUCACACCCGACGCACUAAACAAGGAUGACAUUGGCAAGUGGCACACAACACUGUAUGAUGGCACCUGGCGGAGGGGCAGUACUGCCGGGGGCUGCAGAAAUAACCCAACUACUUUCUGGAUUAACCCUCAGUUUAAGAUCACCCUUAUGGAGGAGGAUGACGACCCAGAUGAUAACGAGUUGGCUUGCAGCUUCCUUGUGGCCCUAAUGCAGAAGAACCGGAGGCAGGAACGUAAAGUUGGAGGAGACAUGCACACAAUCGGCUUUGCGGUGUAUGAGGUACCUGAUGAGUUCAAAGGCUGCCAGAAUGUCCAUCUUAAGAAGGAUUUCUUCCUGCGGCAUCAGUCAUGCGCCCGCUCCGAAACCUUCAUCAACCUGCGGGAAGUGAGCAACGAGAUCCGCCUGCCCCCUGGAGAGUAUCUCAUUGUCCCAUCCACAUUUGAACCACAUAAAGAGGGAGACUUUGUGUUGCGAAUAUUCACAGAGAAACAGUCGGACACUGAGGAGCUGGAUGAGGAGGUAUCAGCAGAUCUUCCCGAUCAGGAGGAGAUCACAGAGGACGAUGUUGAUGAUUCUUUCAAGAACAUGUUCAGGCAGCUGGCGGGAGAUGAUAUGGAGAUUAGUGUAUUUGAGCUCAGAACCAUUCUCAACAGAGUGGUGACAAGACACAAAGACCUGAAGACUGAUGGUUUCAGCAUGGAGGCAUGUCGGCAGAUGGUCAACUUAAUGGAUAAAGAUGGCAGCGGGAAGCUGGGCAUUGUGGAGUUUCAGAUUCUGUGGAACAAAAUCCGAAAUUGGCUGACGGUGUUCCGGCAGCACGACCUGGACAAGUCUGGAACCAUGAGCUCGUAUGAGCUGCGUCUCGCCCUGGAGAGUGCAGGGUUCAAGCUGAAUAAUAAGCUCAUGCAGGUGCUGGUGGCUCGUUACGCUGACAAUGACCUAGGAGUCGACUUUGACAACUUUGUGUGCUGCCUGGUGAAGCUGGAGGCCAUGUUCAGAUUUUUCAGGGCUAUGGAUCCCGACGGCAGUGGCUCAGCAGAAAUGCAACUUGGAGAGUGGUUGACGUUGACAAUGUGCGGAUAGAUUCACAGCCUCAUUCCCGGCUAAUUCUCCUGGGUUCCAGACACUCCCUUUUUGUACCUGCUCUCGCUAACCUCAUCCUAUAGGGAUUUAAUCACUAGCACACAAACAUGCUGUGUCACGUCACGAGCUGUGGUCCGGCCACGGAUUUCCCAGAAGCCUCUGCACGAGAGAAAACUUUCCACCCAAUGCACUUUAGCCAAACUGAAAACCAGCCAAUCUGAGCACUGCUUACUAACAUGUGAGAGCGGCUCUCUGGUGCCUUACAGAUAUUCAGUACAAUCAUUGUGGUGGUACCACCCCUGUGACUAGGGGCUCUUUCUUCCUGACCUUUUUAGUAUCCCGCCCCCCCC
Messenger RNA from Pseudophryne corroboree (corroboree frog), 2770 nucleotides. RefSeq names its product calpain 11 (gene CAPN11). Gene Ontology annotation, molecular function: calcium ion binding; calcium-dependent cysteine-type endopeptidase activity. Gene Ontology annotation, biological process: proteolysis. NCBI's taxonomy places the organism in Eukaryota, Metazoa, Chordata, Amphibia, Anura, Myobatrachidae. The record is from RefSeq and is a predicted model, not a curated record. The coding region runs from base 276 to 2420 and encodes 714 amino acids. Gene Ontology annotation, cellular component: cytoplasm. The transcript is spliced from 23 exons.